AUGCCGCCACUGUCGACUGCAUUCACGCGGCAGAAGCUGUGUGUUGACUUGUACGCGCUGGCACUGUCCGUCAUACAUUGGCUCGUGUAACCGCUGAUGAUUGUUGGCCAGCGCAAGUCUGAAGCACGCCUGUCCUAAGGGCAUCUAUGUCGCGCCCUUACCGGACGAGCCUCUUCUCUGGACCGGCGUGCUCUUCGUCCGCAAAGGUAUGGUACCAGUGGUCCUGCAAACGGGAUACUCAAAUCCACGCCAGGCAUAUACAGGCUCACGCUCGAGCGCAGGCCCCUACGCGAAUGCCAUCCUGCGAUUCCAAAUCGACUUCCCCGACGAAUACCCUCAGAGACCGCCGGUCGUCACGUUCCAGAGCGACCUCUUUCACCCCCUCGUGACACCGCUCACCACGUACACGUACUCCACUAGAGACUUUGGAACCGACACCCAGAGUGCAGCAGAUAUACAUCGACUGCCACCCGGCGGCCUCAGUCUGCGUCAUGGCUUCCCGGAGUGGUUCCCUGCUGCAGGCGAGAAGAAGGACGUGGUAGAGCCCCAGGUCGUACAAGAGGAAGAACAGCAGGGUGCGGCGCUCGAGCGCAGACCACCGCAUAUAGUAGAGCUGCUGCAGUACCUUCGCAUCGUCUUCGAUAGCCAGGAAGUUUUAGACACGACUCCAGAGGAUGCCGCCGCUAAUAACGGUGCAUGGCACGCGUGGAAGACGUACCGCUCACAGAGCUCUGGUAGCAGAGGUACCUCGGUCACACGACCUGUGGGAGAGGGCGGCGAGGACAGCAAAGAGGGCAGUGCGUCACCUCGCCAGCAGCCUGGCGGCGCGAGGCGGCCAGGAGAGUGGAAUUGGCAGGGAGUGUGGGAGGAGAGGGUGAGGAGAUGCGUGCAAGCUAGCAUGUCUGAGGCGGUACUCUUCGGCGGCGAUAACAACGACGUGGUGAGACAUCAUGGCCAUCAUCGCGACAAGGCAAGCAUUUCUGACCGCUUCUGUAGAUUAGCUUCCUCAAGAUGGACCAGGAAGCAAUCAGCCAAAUCUCGCCCGUAUAA
This is a messenger RNA of Lecanosticta acicola, 1050 nucleotides long. Lineage: Eukaryota; Fungi; Ascomycota; Dothideomycetes; Mycosphaerellales; Mycosphaerellaceae. The record is from the annotation of a GenBank genome assembly.